Molecule: messenger RNA, 982 nt
Organism: Synchiropus splendidus (mandarinfish)
Lineage: Eukaryota; Metazoa; Chordata; Actinopteri; Syngnathiformes; Callionymidae
Product: corticoliberin-like
Exons: 2
Coding region: 170-682 (170 amino acids)
Cellular component (GO): extracellular region
Molecular function (GO): hormone activity
Source: RefSeq, a predicted model, not a curated record
GAUAGGCAGGAGCGCGCAGACUCCGCUGCGCUUGUAGUCAGCGUGGCUAUAUAAGUCCACUCAGCAUCUUCUCUUCAAGAAACUUCAGAGUGAAGGAGGGCGAACCGGCAACCCAACACGGCUCCACUGGACCCAUACAAACACUGAAGAUUCCUGCCGAUAUCCUGAAAUGAAGCUCAAUUUAUUUGGUACCACCGUGAUUCUGCUUGUUGCCUUCUCACCGCGCUACGAAUGUCGAGCUCUUGAGAGCCCUGGCGGUGCCCUGCGCAUCCCCGCUCCUCAGUCCCCGAACUCCCAGCAGCAGCAGCAGCAGCAGUCUGGCCCCAUCCUGGAGCGGCUUGGAGAGGAGUAUUUCAUCCGGCUGGGAAACGGGGACUCGAACUCUUUUCCGCCCUCGUCAAUGUUUGCCGAAGAGUCUCCUGCCGUCUACAACAGAGCGCUGCAGCUGCAACUGACGCGGCGGCUCUUACAAGGCAAAGUUGGCAACAUUAGAGCGCUCAUAAGCGGCUUCGCAGAUCGCGGGGACGACUCGAUGGAGAGAGGACGGAGGUCCGAGGACCCACCCAUAUCCCUGGAUCUGACCUUCCACCUGCUGCGAGAGAUGAUGGAGAUGUCCCGGGCGGAGCAGCUGGCCCAACAAGCGCAGAACAACAGAAGAAUGAUGGAGCUCAUCGGUAAAUGAAGACCCGUCUCCUCUCCAAAGACCCCUUUAUAGUUUAUUUAUUUAUAUUUUCAACCAUCAGCACAAAACAUGCUGUACUACAAUGUCGUGCUGCUUUCUCACUCUAUUGUUUAACGCUUUUACCCGAGAUGAAGGAGUGAUUCAAAUGGUGUCAGUUCUCUCGAAUUACACUGUUAUUCAUGUUGAACUGGAUUCUUUGGUCGAGCCGGCGCUUACUGCAUUCUUAAACUCCGUUUGUUUAAAAGAAAGAACCACUGUAUUUAUGACAUUUAUGUUUGUUAAUAAAAUGAUGUGCAACCA